Messenger RNA from Torulaspora delbrueckii, 1008 nucleotides. RefSeq names its product Aim25p (gene AIM25). Bases 1 to 1008 code for a protein of 335 amino acids. Gene Ontology annotation, cellular component: plasma membrane. The transcript has a single exon. Gene Ontology annotation, biological process: plasma membrane phospholipid scrambling. Lineage: Eukaryota; Fungi; Ascomycota; Saccharomycetes; Saccharomycetales; Saccharomycetaceae. Gene Ontology annotation, molecular function: phospholipid scramblase activity. The record is from RefSeq and is a predicted model, not a curated record.
AUGCAGAUAAUGCUACGCAGACUAUAUUCUAGUACGGCAAAGGUUGCUAGAAACGGUCCUUUUAGGAGGCUGCGGCAAAGAGGUGAUGGCAUUCAAGGUGCAAGAACCGCACUGGCGUCUGAUAUCCUUGGAAGUCAAGUGGAGACAACCUUCAUCCAACCACAUCAUCCGGUAGCGACAACUAUUUUGAAUGAGCCAACAAUUGUCAUUGAGAGGCAGCUAGAAAUGAUGAACGUUUUCUUAGGGUUCGAACAGGCAAAUAAGUACGCCAUAAUGGAUGUUUUGGGGAACAGGAUUGGUUAUAUGCAAGAAAGAGACUUUUCAAUAGGCAAGGCCAUAUUGCGUCAAAUUUACAAACUGCACAGACCCUUUACGGUUGAUGUCUUCGACAAUUGGGGUAAUGUUAUUAUGACUAUCAGAAGACCUUUCUCAUGGAUUAACUCACAUAUUAAAGCGUUUUUGCCACCUAUUACGACAGUAGAGCAGGAUUAUGUCAAACAAUCGUCUACGCUCGAAAAAGAGGUACAUUCGUCGUCACCUUUUGGUAAUGUACCUCAGCCUCAAUACAUCGAUGAUUCACAGGGCGAAGGAAUACUCGUUGGUGAGUCUAUUCAAAAUUGGCAUCUGUGGAGGCGUCGUUAUGAACUUUUCCAAAGGGACCUCGGUUCAGAGGGGUCCUUUUCAGAGUAUGGGCAAAUCGAUGCACCUUUCCUAUCGUUCGAAUUUCCGGUGAUGGACGCAAAUGGUAAGAUAAUGGCAGGUGUUGACAGAAAUUGGGUUGGGCUAGGCAGAGAGUUUUUUACUGAUACAGGUGUCUACGUCAUCCGAUUCGACUCCAAGCAAAGCUUUGAAAAUGUUUACCCACCAGAUUUGCUAAGCGAUUCCGUUUUGGAUUUAGAUCAAAGGGCAGUCUUGCUAGCUAAUGCUGUAUCCAUCGAUUACGACUAUUUCUCCAGGCACUCAAGACAUAGCGGUGGACUACUUUCCUUUGGAAGCUAUGACGAAUAG